AUGUUUUCUUUGAGAUCUUCAUUCCUUGUGCUUCCGGCCUUACUGGUCUACGCUUCAGCAGAAGAUGCUGAUAGGCGCCUGAUCUACAGUUACGAUAACUCGGACAGCCAAACACCCUGGGGCCGUUUCGCAGGCGGAUUUCCUUACCUUGUCUCCAUCCGGUACAAUGGCAAUCACCAGUGUGGAGGGACCUUGAUCCGUGGCAACUGGGUGCUCACUGCUGCGCACUGCUUCUACAGUUCCCCCAACCAGGUCUCCAAGUUUCAGGUGCGAUAUUUGGCAUCUACGACGGCCAACGAUUACACUUUGACGAACAUUGACCGGAUCGUCGUGCACCCGAGCUACCACAUGGUGACCUUGGACGAUGAUAUCGCCCUGAUUCGGUUGUCGACAUCCGUCCCGUCAACGAUGCCACUUGCGCAGCUUGAGCAAACCUACACCGAUCACAGUGGGAAGCAGGCACUUAUCGCAGGCUGGGGAAGCCUCGAUGCUGCGGGUACCCAGUACGCGGAUAUCUUGAAGGAGGGGCCAACCCAAAUUGUGGCGCUUACGCAGUGUCAAGCAAGCAGCCAGAAGUUCAAUGGUACCGCGUUCAUCUGCAACGACCUGAUCAACCAGUCCGGCAUCGCGUCCCCCAAGGACAUAUCCGGCGCUGGCAGCGGUGACAGUGGCGGGCCUUUGUUCGUCAAUGACACCACCAACGGAUUGAUUCAGGUUGGGUUGGUGUCCCACACGGUGUGGGGGCGCGACAUCUUUAUACGCGUGUCUACAUACUAUGACUGGAUGACAGGCAUCAUGAACUCUCCACCCACAACCAGCAUGUUCGUGCCGCCCCUGUGCCAGGGCUCUUGCUGCGACGAUGGAACGUACGAAGAUCCGAAUGGUGCAGAAUGUGGGAGCUACGCUUCCAAAGAUUGCAGUGCAUCAGCGACGGGCUUCACGCUUACGGAAACAGAUGCGCUGCUGAACGCAUGCCUCUCCAGCUGCGAUGGAUGUGCUGUUUGCGAGGCGACGAACACCAGUUGCUGUGACAAAGUGGACUUUACAACGACCUCAGGCAAAACGUGUGCACAAUUUCGAGGCCGGCUGCAGAGAGGCGUCGACUGUGCAAGUGACGCGGAAGCGGCCGAGAUACGCGUAAACUGCCAAUUUACUUGCGGAUUCUGCACGAGCGGUACAGAUUGCACAGACGUAGCAUAUUUCGAGGACGCUAAGCGUUACACAUGCCCUCAAUGGAGGGGAUACGAUUGCUCCCGGGCCUCAGAGGACUACGGCUACGCCCAAGCAGACGAAGACCUGUUGCUGCAGUUCUGUCCCCUCAGCUGCGGUACUUGCCCGUCAACGGCGCAGGCUUCGACUACGUUGGGGGAUGGCCUCUCGGCGAGCAUCAGCGCUUCCGGAACGACAUCGCUGAUGAUGGCCCUACUGACCAUGCCAGCACUAGCAUAG
Symbiodinium sp. CCMP2592 is the source of this 1449-nucleotide messenger RNA. The record is from the annotation of a GenBank genome assembly. Lineage: Eukaryota; Dinophyceae; Suessiales; Symbiodiniaceae.